UAGGCUGCAGCUCAAAUCCGUAAACAUUAACACUAAGGAUCUUUCAACUAUGUUUGGUUCUAGCUAGCGAGUCUCAAUGUUAUUAUCUCAGGGCUUAAAAUUCAUUGUAGGCCUAGCAAAUGUCCGACGAUGUGCUACUAUGGUUAUUGGAAUACACGAAAUGUCUGAGACGGGUGUAAAAUGAGGACGAGGUUUCUAAGAUCAAACUACACUGUGUGGUUGUGUGUGGUUGUAUGUGGCUAGGUAACGUUAAAGUGGCGAGAAACCGAGCGAUUACGUCAACUGGCAAACGGUGUGUGGCUUUUCGAUACAGCACAAGCAUUUCAUAGCAUAUUAACAUUGACGUUACAAAGGAGCAUGGAGGCACCAGAGUUACCUGCGGAGAUAAUUACCUACAUCUUCAGUUUCCUUCAUGUGUCAGACAGAAAAGAGGCUUCAUUGGUUUGCAGAAGCUGGUAUGAAGCAAGCCAAGACUAUCAGUUUCAGAAGAAUGUCACUUUUAAGUUGCCCGCCUGCUCCUCCUCCUUAGAGGUGAUUCGGGGCCUGGGUAAGCGGUCCCGCUGUGGCCUGGUCAUUAGUCAUCUGGAUGGGUCCAGUUUGUCCAGAGCUCUACUGAUGGAGGUGGCCAUGCACUUGGGGCCCAGUCUGGAGACGCUAUCAUUGCCAGGGAGCAGCAUCACGGAGUCCUCCCUUCUUGACCUCCUGCCGCACCUCACUGGCCUGCGCAAGCUGGACCUCCGUGGCCUGGACAGCCUCUUCAUGUCAGGAGCCUUUCUGUCUCGAGAGGAACAUCGUCUCCAGGUACGCAAGGCCUUGGAAGGUCUUGAGGAGUUGAACCUGUCAGACCUGAGGUACCUCUCAGACCUUUCCUUUAAUCGUCUGACAGGCUGCACCCCGAGACUGAGGAGGCUGGCUCUCUCUGGCUGCCACAUUGCCUUUGAGUUUGACCCGUACCGGGGAUGUCCUGUCGGGCCCGACUCCUCCGCCCUGCUCUCGCUGAGGAACCUCCGCCGGCUGCUUCAGCAGCAGGCCAGCACGGUGCGAGCUCUGGACCUGAGCCGGACCAGCAUCACCCCGGAGUCGCUGCGCACGGUGGCCCAGGUGCCGGGCCUGGCGCUGGAGGAGCUGUGCCUGCGCGGCUGCAAGGAGCUGUCCGACCACGCCGUGGAGGUGCUGUGCCGCCACCAGCCCACCAUCAGGAGCCUGGACCUCAGCUCCUGCACGGAGCUCACCUGCCGAGCCGUGCAGGCCGUCACCUCGGGCCUGAAGGGGCUGCAGGUCCUCUCUCUGUCGCGGGACUGGCGGGUGACCGACAAGGGUCUGGCGGAGCUCAUGACACUGCCGAGCCUGCGGAGGCUGGACCUCUCGGAGUGCUUGCACGUCAGCGGCGCUGAGAUGAUCAAGGGACUCUCGUCUCCGCCGCCCAGGGCACAGCUGGAGAGCCUCAGCCUCAGGAGCUGCACCUAUAUCAGGGACAUUGCAAUUUUCUCACUCAGUCAGCUGCUAGGCCUAAGUCUGAGGGUGCUCGACCUCACUUCCUGUGUCUACCUCACUGAUCUGAGUGUGCGCUCCAUUGCCACGUAUAUGCCUGGGCUGCUGGUGCUACGCCUGGGCUGGUGCAAGGAGAUCACGGACUGGGGGCUCCUGGGGAUGGUGGAGCCCACUAAGGAGUGUGAACCCAGCACUGAGACGGAAGACAAAGGGCCAAGCUUCACACGCACAUUUGGCAACAUGGGCUUCUUCCGGCCUCCCAGUCUGCCCUUUCAGGAGAAGCCGCGGCUGGUGACUGAUGAGGACCUAGGGGCCUUCCGAGAACAGAUGGGGGCCUCUCUGCUCGCCAUCAGGGGGAUCCAGGAGCUCGACCUGUCAGCCUGCUCCAAGAUCACAGACAGCAGCAUCACGCAGGUGGUGCGCUUCCCAGACCUGCAGCGCCUGUCUCUCUCCAUGCUGCCCGAGAUCAGUGAUGAGAGUCUGGUGUCGGUGGCGUCCUACUGCCGGAGCCUCACCAGCCUGGCGCUCAACCACUGUCCUCAGAUCAGCGACCAGGGAAUCGCUAGAGCGGCGCCGCUGCUCCCCAGGCUGCAGCACCUGCAACUGGCCUGCUGCGAUGCCGUCACUGACCGGUCUCUGUCUGUCUUGGCAAAGCACUGCAAAAGGCUCCAGACAUUGGACAUUUCCAUGUGUAAAGACAUUACCAUAACAAAAGUGGACUUCCUGCAAUCACAACUGCCCUACCUGGAGAAUGUUCAGUGUCGCUUUGUGGGUGGAGCAGACUUAACCAUAACUCUUUAAUGGAGAUAGAGAAACAAUGAAUAAAUACUUCCUUUAGUAUGAUGUGGAGAGGAUGUUAAGGGAAGAGAGAUGGUAUUUUUACAUUCCAUUAGAGCAUAUCCUAAAGAGCACACACUGGCUCAUCUUCUGCACUAGGCUGGAAAAAUGCUGCUCGAGAUCACAGUGGAACACACUGACAAGAAUGCCACAUGUCCCUUUCUCCCCUUAGCCACGAGGAUGGAAUCUGUUCUUCUUAUUUUGGGUUCAGUUUGACUAUUAUAAUUUAUUCACCAUGUGUAACCCUGCGUAAGAGGGAUAUUUUAGGAAUGUUAUGAUUUUUAAAUUAUUUAAUUUAUUAUUAUGUCAUCGAUUAUAUAUAAAACUGCACAGCAACAGUUAUUGCUCCAUUUAGAAGGCAAUUUAAUUUUGAGAUUAAUCAAUCACAAACCUCAAUUUCCUGUAAGACUAUAAUAUCUUUAUUAGUAGAGCUACAGAAGGUAUGUUGAGUAUGUUGUAUAUCAUUCUUGAUGAUUUUUGACUGUGGUUAAGCACUUUAGAUGUAAACUCUUAAAGAAAAUGCCUCAUAUGAAAAGAUCUACUCCAGUCCGGCAUUCAAAUGGCACAAUAUCUUUGGGGUUUUUUUUUGGAAAUACCAGACCAGUAUUCUCAAAUAAUCUAAUCUGAUUUCCCUUUAAAGAGGACAUAGAAUGGACGAAUUGAGAACUUUACGGUGUUCUCUGAUGAUAAAAUAGUAUAUAUUUUCAACUUUGAUUUAUACAAAAUAAACUCAAUUGCAAUUUUACAAGCCCAAUUAAAACCUUAUAUUUAGGCUGAGUAUUGAAAUGGUCCUUUUGACUAAAUGACACCGUCUUUGGCAACCACAAGCCACUUCAAUGGCUUUGCGAUAUUUGACAUCACUUGUAGGCUCUGUUCUAAUUUGUCUAUUUCUUCAAGUUCAACAUUUCCAUAUGAAGGAGGGCACAACUAUGAUAGCUUUUUGGUUAUGCACAACCUCUCCUAAUUCAUCAAAACCAAGACAAAAAUGGUUUCCACUCUAUGUCUCCUUUAAUGUGAAAUUAAAUUGCCCCCCUCCCCUUUCAUUCAAGAAUUCCUUGUAAUAACAAGUAAAAAUAAAUAAGAAUGACAAGAAUACUAAAAUCAGCUGUGCAUGUUACCUCCAUCUCAUGCCUUCAGUACUGAAUCAGACCAUGAUCUAACUGAACCACCCAAGUGGAAGCCAUCCCACUCCUAAUCUGCAUGCAGAGCAUAUCAAUUCAAACACAAGGCAAAACCAGGGCCUGGGUAUUCUGCAAACCAAAAGUGAAGUAGAUUAUUAGAUUUAUUAUGAGUUUUUUUUUCUGUAUCCUAGUUUCAUAGGAUUUGAAGUUCAAAUGGUUUCUUGGUCAUUGAAGCAACUAGUCAGUGAACUGAAUUCAAAACUGUGAAUGACAAAAGAGCUGAAUAAAUAUCAAAUGAGA
Molecule: messenger RNA, 3749 nt
Organism: Sardina pilchardus (European sardine)
Lineage: Eukaryota; Metazoa; Chordata; Actinopteri; Clupeiformes; Clupeidae
Gene: fbxl9
Product: F-box and leucine rich repeat protein
Exons: 8
Coding region: 358-2292 (644 amino acids)
Biological process (GO): SCF-dependent proteasomal ubiquitin-dependent protein catabolic process
Cellular component (GO): SCF ubiquitin ligase complex
Molecular function (GO): protein binding
Source: RefSeq, a predicted model, not a curated record